Fusarium fujikuroi IMI 58289 is the source of this 3168-nucleotide messenger RNA. Its product is annotated as probable bifunctional P-450:NADPH-P450 reductase. Gene Ontology annotation, cellular component: cytosol. The coding region runs from base 1 to 3168 and encodes 1055 amino acids. Gene Ontology annotation, molecular function: heme binding; iron ion binding; NADPH-hemoprotein reductase activity. The transcript is spliced from 7 exons. The record is from RefSeq and is a predicted model, not a curated record. NCBI's taxonomy places the organism in Eukaryota, Fungi, Ascomycota, Sordariomycetes, Hypocreales, Nectriaceae.
AUGUCUAAGCAAAUACCUAGCCCUAAGGGUUAUCCUUUCAUCGGCAACGUUCUCGAUGUGAACCCAGACCAUCCUCAAGAAAGUCUUACGCAGAUUGCUGAGUCAUACGGGCCGAUCUUUAGACUAUACCUUCCAGCUGAAAGGAUCUUCGUUGCCAACUACGCCCUCGCCAAAGACCUGUUUGACGAGGCAAGAUUCGAGAAAGCUGUCACAGGCCCUCUCGAACAAGUCCGCAAUGCCACUAAGGAUGGCCUGUUCACGGCGUACCCUGGAGAACACAAUUGGGAGAUUGCGCAUCGAACCCUCAUGCCAGCCUUUGGGCCUCUUUCUAUCCAGAGCAUGUUUGGUGAGAUGCAAGACAUCAUAUCUCAGAUGGUCUUGAGAUGGGCUAGAUUUGGGCCACGUACACCGGUCGAUGUCUCAAACGAUUUCACAAAGCUGACUCUCGAUUCGAUUGCGCUAUGUGCCAUGGGAGAACGGUUCAACUCGUUCUACCAUGAUGAUACCCAUCCCUUCGUAGGCGCUAUGAACAGUAUGCUUGCCGAAUCCUUUGCUCGUUCGCGACGCCCGGCCUUUGCUUCUGCAGUCAUGACGGCCAGUAACGAGAGAUAUCAAUCCAAUAUUGCGGAGCUGGAGGGCAUCUCUAGGGAGCUUCUUGAAACACGUCGACAGAAUCCCGUGGAUAAGAAGGACCUCCUUAAUGCAAUGAUCAACGGUAGAGAUCCCAAGACGGGCGAGGGACUGGAUGACGACGCAAUCAUCCGAAACAUGAUAACAUUCCUCAUCGCAGGCCACGAGACUACAUCAGGUCUUUUAUCCUUUCUCUUCUACCAAUUGCUCGAAAACCCUUCAGCUCUCAGACAGGUCGUAGAAGAGGUCGACAGGGUUCUUGGCUCGCAACCUAUGACGGUUGCACAUCUAGCCAAGUUGCCUUAUAUUGACGCAUGCCUCAAGGAAACGCUACGACUUUAUCCCACGGCACCCGCGUUCACUCUCCGGGCAAAAGGGGACCAGGUCUUGAAUAGCGAGUACACUAUUAAGGACAAGGACUGCGUCAGCAUUUUGCUGGCAAGACUGCAUCGCGAUCCCGAUGUCUAUGGCCCUGAUGCAGAAGAGUUCAAUCCGUCUCGUAUGUUGCCAGACAAGUUCAACAAACUACCCCCAAAUGCCUGGAAGCCGUUUGGUCAUGGCGUUCGAGCCUGUAUUGGUAGACCCUUUGCUAUACAGGAGGCCAUCAUGGCGACCGCUACCAUCCUUCAGACGUUCCACAUAACCAAGGACAAUCCUUCAUAUCAGCUCCAAAUUCGGACAGCCUUAACCAUCAAGCCCCAGGGCUUCAAUAUCAGAACUAGGCUCAGAAACUCAUCAUUCCUCCAAGGUGUUGAACUCAGCCAUGGCAGUAGCUCUGGCACUGCGGCCUCUUCCAAGACACCAUCCAGAUCCCAUGCUGUCAGAGAAGGAAAUUCGGAACCCAUUUCUAUCCUGUACGGAUCCAACACAGGUACCUGCGAAGCUCUUGCACAGUCUCUCGCCAGUUUCGCCGAAGAAAAUGGCUACGUCCCCAAAGUUGACUCACUGGACAAUGCAAUCUCUUCCCUGAAGCCUGAUGUGCCGGUAGUUGUUAUCACCGGAAGCUACGAAGGACAGCCGCCGGACAAUGCAUCUCAUUUUGUGGAAUGGCUGGCGUCGCUUUCGUCGGGCGGUCUCAUCAAGGUUCCUUACGCUGUCUUUGGCGUCGGCAAUGAGGAGUGGCAUGCCACAUACCAGAGAAUCCAAAGUCUCAUUGUUGAACAGCUUGAAAAGGCGGGUGCCACGCGCCUCGUCACCAGAGCAGCUGUUGAUGUAGCCAAGAAUAAUUGCCUCGAUGCUAUCGAAGAGUGGCAGGAAAGGGAAUUCUGGCCAGCUCUGCAGAAACAGUCCGGCAAGUCAAGCAACACGGCAUCGGGCGGAGCUCGUGAGCUGAAGCUAGACAUUAGUAUUGGGCUGAGACCAAGUAUCCUUCGACAGGAUGUCAUGACGGCGCAGAUUUCCACGAUGCGGUUGUUGAGCAAACCUGGUGCGCCUAGGAAGCGUCACAUCGGUAUCAUCCUACCUUCUGGGACGACGUACCGGGCUGGUGAUUACUUGGCUGUCCUGCCGUUGAACCAUCCCGACGUUGUUCACCGAGUAAUGAGGAGGUUCAAUCUCCCUUGGGAUGCGACCGUUGUCAUCGAUGGUUCCAAAUCAACGAGCCUACCAACCGACCAGCCGUUGUCCGUACAAAAUCUACUCGCUGGAAUGGUAGAGCUCGGCCAACCAGUGACCGAGCGUCAGGCACAGCAGCUGGUUGAGACAAUUCCAGACAAGACCAAGUCGGAUGAGCUGAAGGAGCGUGUCAACCAGGGUAAUAUCCACAAGCUGAACACCACUUUACUGGACCUCCUAGAGGAUUACCCCUCUGCGACAUAUUCGUUCGGGCAGUACUUGGCGGCUCUACCAGCUCUCCAUCUGCGCCAAUAUAGCAUCUCUUCUUCACCCAUAGCCUCACCGUCACCGUCCGAGUGUUCCUUGACGUACAGCGUCAUAGACGCCCCUGCCAGAGGAAGCUCUCAGGGACAUCGAUAUCUGGGUGUUGCAAGUACUUAUGUCGAACGUCUCCAACCAGGGGAUCACCUUCAGGUGGGUGUCCGUCCGAGCCGCUCCGGGUUUCACCUUCCAAUAGACAACAAGACACCAAUCGUAAUGGCAUGCGCUGGCACAGGUCUCGCUCCCUUCUACGGCUUCGUAGCGGAGCGCGCCGUCAAGAAAAGACAGGGCCUGGAUGUUGGUACGGCUCUGCUGUUCUACGGUUGCAACGAUCCUGAUGAGGACGAUCUUUAUCGCCAGCAGUUCGAUGAAUGGGAGCACGAGGGCGUAGUCAAGCUGUAUCGCGCAUACACAUUCGCCUCGAAAAAGUCGGAGAAUUGCAAGUUCGUGCAAGACAGGAUGUGGUUUGACAGGAAGGAUAUUGUAGCGUCGUUCCGUCAAGGCGCUCAGAUCUACAUAUGUGGCGCUGGGAUCGUGGGAAGUAGCAUCCAAAAAGUAUUGGUCAAGAUAAAGGCUGAAGUGGCAGAUUGUGAUGAAGAAACGGCGGCCGAGUGGGUUGACAGUAUGAAAGGGGAAAGGUACUGGGCCGAUGUGUUUGCUUAA